AUGCCGUCAAACUCUCGUCGACCGCAUUCGUCAUUUUCCCUGCGCGACGAGUCAAAAAAAAAGUAAUCCAGUGGUGGCUUGCAGCUUCUUUUAUCGCGAAAAACCCCUGAAAUAACCGUCAGAAUCGUUUGUAUCCGGACCCCAGCCGGUAGCUGACCAUCGCGGCCAACGAUGGAGUCUGAAAAUGUGGCGGACGUUUCCAUCGAGAAAAAGUCGGCUUCUCGGGAAGUGAGUCCUAGCGGAAGUGGCGCCGGAUCUCCGAGGAAGUCGCGUUCGCGGUCUCGUUCCGUAUCACAGGCGGGAAGUCGUUCCGGUGGCAGUCGCAGUCCAAGUGCCGAAAAGGAAGCCAAGUCCCGGUCGAGGUCCCGUUCCAAGAGCAAGGAAACAUCCCGUAGUCCCAGUCCAGCCAGGUCUCGGAAGUCCCGAUCACGCAGCGGAAGUGCCGACGUAGUGAACGAAAGUGCAGAUUCGGGACGGAGAUCGAAAACACCGGAAGAGAGUCCGGUUAAGAAUGGUGACCGGUCCCGGAGUGGUUCGCCGGUGGCGGAAAGGAAAAGCCGCAGUCGCAGCGUAGGUUCCAAUCGCUCGAAGCGAUCGCGUUCGAAGAGCGCGGAGAAAGAUGCGGCCAAAUCAAAGUCCAGAUCCAGAUCGCGGUCCAAAUCCGGAUCGCGCUCGAAAAGCCGCUCCCGUUCAAAGUCCGGCAGUCGGUCCAAGUCCAGAUCGAAGUCCCCCGCGCGGGCUAAGUCCGGAUCGCGAUCGAAGUCACGAUCCCGAUCCGGGUCCAGAUCCAAGUCCCGUUCGAGAUCCCGAUCUAAAUCACGCUCACGGUCAAAGUCCCGUUCGAGAUCCAAAUCCAGAUCGCGUUCGCGAUCCAAGUCUGGAUCCCGAUCGAGAUCGAGGUCACGCUCGAGAUCCGGUUCCCGGUCGAAGUCACGCUCGCGAAGUCGAAGCCGUUCGGGAAGCCGCAGUCGUAGCCGAAGCCGAAGCGGUUCCGCUAGAUCACGUUCCCGCUCCAGGUCCAGAUCUAAGUCCGGAAGCCGUAGUCGCAGUCGCUCCAGAAGUCGCAGCUCGCGUCGUAGUCGCAGCCGGAGUCGAAAGUCCGGUUCCAGAUCCCGUUCCCGAUCGCGUUCCAGAUCGCGAUCGAAAUCCGGUUCCAGAUCGAGGUCCCGCUCGAGAAGUCGCAGUCGCUCCGGAAGCCGUGCAAGUUCGGCCAAACGCAGUCGAAGCCGCAGUCGCAGCUCAGGAAAGUCACGCAGCCGAUCCCGGUCCAGAUCGAAAUCCAGAAGCCGCUCGGGAUCGCCGGUCGUUAAGAAGAAACGCGGCGUGCUGAGUGAUUCUGAAGACGAUGAUGGCGUUGAGAAAACGCCCAAGAAGCGAGCCAAGAUCACCGAUUCCGAUCACGAAGGGGAAGAUCUGGAGGAGGAGGAGCAGGUCCCAGAGGAAGCUAAAGCUGACGAGGGUCAAGAAGAGCCACAAACCAGUACGAUCGUGGACGCGGGAGAUUCGGAAGAUGAAGGAAUCCGCGAGGACGGAGGCGGUGGCGACUUCGUUAAUGACUUCGAGUUGAUGUUGGCCCGUAAAAAGGAAGAAAAGGGCAAACGUCGCAAGCGGAACGACAUCGACCUGAUCAACGAUAACGACGAUCUGAUCGCACAACUGCUGCAGCAAAUGCGUCACGCCGCCGAGGAAGAUCGGCAGCUGAACAAGGAGAACAAACCGGCCACCAAGAAGAUUGCAAUCCUCAAACACGCCAUGUCGCAGCUCAUCAAAAAGGACCUCCAGUUGGCGUUCCUGGAGCACAACGUACUCAACGUGCUGACCGAUUGGUUGGCCCCGUUGCCGAACAAAUCGCUACCCUGUCUGCAGAUUCGGGAAUCGAUUCUGAAGCUUCUCUCGGAUUUCCCCUGCAUCGAGAAGUCCUACCUGAAGCAGUCGGGCAUCGGCAAAGCUGUGAUGUAUCUCUAUAAGCACCCCCGCGAGACCAAGUGGAACCGCGAGCGGGCCGGCCGGCUGAUUUCGGAGUGGGCCCGACCCAUCUUCAAUCUGAGCACGGACUUCAAGGCGAUGACUCGCGAGGAACGCCGAGAGCGAGAGAUGAAGCAGAUGCCCAAAAAGCGCAAAGCCGCACCGGAACAGUCCGGUCAGAGCAGUUCCACCUCCAAGAAGGGAUUGCCGUUCACCGAGGCGGAUAAGGGUGCUCUUCGACCGGGAGACAAAGGCUGGGUGCAACGGGCUCGUGUCCCCAUGCCGUCUGAUAAGGAAUACUUUGUGCGGCCACAGUCGACUAGCGAUGUCGAUAUGAGUCGGAUCACCAAGAAAAAGAUGAACCGCUACGAGCAGCAUCUGAAGAAGUUUAUCGACGCCAAACGGCUGAAGCAAAGUCGGCGAGCCGUGGAGAUAUCCAUCGAGGGUCGGAAGAUGGCACUCUAAGUUCCUCCAGUUCCUCGAAUCGUGUCUCCAUUAAGUGUGUAGGUAAUUUUUGUAAUGAUCAAUCAUGAGUACGACUGGUCAGCCAGCAGGUACGUAUGAUCUUCGUUUGAAAAAUCCUUUUUUCAUUACACAUCAUAGAUAUUUAACUAAGAAUGCUAAAUAGAAACAUCACCAAAACCACCUUGAAUGCGACUAAGAUCCACAGAACUUGACGGUGGCGCUGGUGGUGUCCUAGUAAUUACCGGUAAUUUAAUUCCCUUCCAUCUGGUUGUUAAUUUCGCUGAUUUGAGUUGACGCAUAGAUACAAUGAAGAAGACUUGAUUUUAUGUUUCCAAACUAGACAACAAAAAGAAGCCAGGAUAAUGCAAAUAAAUGCACUGAACUACAUCCAAUUGUAUGUAUCUUGAACAAA
This is a messenger RNA of Aedes aegypti (yellow fever mosquito), 2842 nucleotides long. Its product is annotated as IWS1-like protein. The transcript has 7 exons. Lineage: Eukaryota; Metazoa; Arthropoda; Insecta; Diptera; Culicidae. The record is from RefSeq and is a predicted model, not a curated record. Gene Ontology annotation, cellular component: nucleus. Gene Ontology annotation, biological process: poly(A)+ mRNA export from nucleus. The coding region runs from base 172 to 2430 and encodes 752 amino acids.